This is a messenger RNA of Hemicordylus capensis (graceful crag lizard), 1783 nucleotides long. It is a transcript of the gene CDK15, whose product is annotated as cyclin dependent kinase 15. Lineage: Eukaryota; Metazoa; Chordata; Lepidosauria; Squamata; Cordylidae. Gene Ontology annotation, biological process: protein phosphorylation. The transcript has 15 exons. The record is from RefSeq and is a predicted model, not a curated record. Gene Ontology annotation, molecular function: cyclin binding; ATP binding; cyclin-dependent protein serine/threonine kinase activity. The coding region runs from base 269 to 1576 and encodes 435 amino acids. Gene Ontology annotation, cellular component: cytoplasm; nucleus; cytosol.
GUGGGGCGGAGGGGAGGGACCAGCCUCCCGGCCCUUGGCGGGUGAGAAAUAGUAGAGGCCGAAAAGAGAGGAGGGGGUAGGCUUUGGUGAGCGCACAGACGGAGCCUCGAGUGGGACAAACUAGUGUAAAGAGCGUUAGCCUAAACGCUCUGCCGACUUGGAGUGGGAAGACCAGUCUUUAUGCAGGGAAAUUAAUUCGCGUUAUGCAGUGGAGGAAAAACAUAACAAGAGGGAGGGGAAAAAUCAAGCAGUCAGAAGACAGGAGAAUAUGGGAGACGUCCUGUGUGGAAAUGCUUUUGACCCAACCUGCAAAUGUUGUUGUGAAGAGGCAGAAAGUUCACGGCAGCAGGACAGUUUUCAGUCUAGGGAAAUGGAAUGUGUUUUGAAGCUAACAGAACCAAACAAAACGCUGCAGACAGUGAAUUCAUUCCAGCCACAAUGGUUCCACACACUUCAGGCACAAAAAGCUGGAAGAUCAAGGCAACGCCGUCUCAGUGAUCCUUCCCAGGAGCAGGGUUUUGCAGAGAGAUUCCAGUGGCAAAGAAGGGGUCUCCCAUUUGGAAAUGCCUCCUCCUACCUGAAUCUGGAGAAGCUGAGUGAAGGUUCUCACUCUACAGUAUAUAAGGGGAUCAGUAGAAUAUAUGGCCAGCUGGUAGCUUUGAAAGUCAUCAACCUGAGGAUCGAGGAGGGGCUGCCUUUCACAGCCAUAAGAGAAGCGUCCCUCCUCAAGGGCCUGAAACACACCAAUAUUGUGCUCCUACAUGACAUCAUCCAGUCUAAAGACACCCUUACAUUAGUCUUUGAAUACAUGCACACUGACUUGGCACAGUACAUGUCUCAGCAUCCUGGGGGGCUUCAUCUUCAUAAUGUCAUGCUUUUCAUGUUCCAGCUUCUGCGAGCUUUGGCUUACAUCCACCAGCGCCACAUCCUUCACCGGGACUUGAAACCUCAGAACUUGCUCCUGAGCUGCCUUGGAGAGCUCAAGUUAGCUGAUUUUGGUCUUGCUCGUGCUAAGUCCAUCCCCAGCCGAACGUACUCUGCUGAGGUGGUGACACUUGGGUACCGCCCUCCUGAUGUGCUUCUGGGAGCCACUGAUUAUUCUUCUGAUGUGGAUAUUUGGGGUGCAGGCUGCAUAUUUGUUGAGAUGCUUCAAGGUCAGCCACUGUUUCCAGGGGUUUGCGAUACCUUUGAACAGUUGGAGAAGAUCUGGGUGGUACUGGGAAUCCCAACAGAGGAAACUUGGCCAGAAGUUUCAAAGCUUCACCACUAUAAGCUCGGGAGUUUCUUCGCCAGUAGGCCUCGGAGGUUCCGAAUGAUCUGUGACAGGUUAGGCAGGGAGUCUGAGGCUGAAGACUUGGCAACAAGGAUGUUAAAGGUUUGUCCACGGGACAGAAUCUCUGCAAAAGAGGCACUUGUUCAUCACUUCUUCAGUCCUUUGCCCUCUCAGCUCUAUCAGCUUUCUGAUGCACAAUCUGUAUUCUCAGUCCCUGGAGUGAUGCUGAAACCAGAAAUGUGUGACCUCUUUGCUUCAUAUGAGAAGAGCCAUCACCAAAUCAGUUCUAGCAAGUUUUGGUAAGAAGAACAAAGGAAUUAUAGACUUCUUUUGGGGAGGUAUGACAAAACAAGAUAUAACAAUCAACAUUUCCAGACGCUAUAAAACUGAUCAGUGGAGUCCAGUUUCCAAUUGUGCAGGGAUUUCUAAUGAAGACAGGUCAAGUUAAAAGAAGAAAGAAGUUAAUUGGAAAUGAAAAGCACAUAUUACCAUAUAUAUCUUUAAUAUAAA